Molecule: messenger RNA, 5298 nt
Organism: Myotis myotis
Lineage: Eukaryota; Metazoa; Chordata; Mammalia; Chiroptera; Vespertilionidae
Gene: GLS
Product: glutaminase
Biological process (GO): L-glutamine catabolic process
Molecular function (GO): glutaminase activity; protein binding
Source: RefSeq, a predicted model, not a curated record
CCUGCGCUUCAGCCUCAGUGCGGAGCCGUCGCCGGUCGGAGCAGCAGCGGCGGCCGAGUCGGAGGCGGCGGAGUCGGCGGUUGCGGAGCGGCCACCACACCCACCCCCACGUCGCGGGCCCUGUCCUUGCUUGUCCUCUCGCCGCCCCGCGGGAGGACGAUCCCGGGAGGAGAGCGGCCGCCUACGCCCCGAGCAUCUUUCCCCGUCGAGCCGGUGCGGGCUGAGCGGGCGGCAUGAUGAGGCUCCGAGGGUCGGCGCUGCUGCGGGACCUCCUGAGGCCGCCCGCCGCCGCGGCCCUGAGGCGGGCGCAGCCUCUCGCCACGCUCCGCCGCCGCGCCCGGGGCGGGGGGCCCGAGGCCGCGGGCCCGGCGGCCGCCGCGCGGCUCUGCCCGCGCUGGGGCGGGGGCGGCCGGCUGGCGGGGCCCGGCGCCAGGGGCCUGUCCAGCUCGCCCUCCGAGAUCCUGCGGGAGCUGGGCAAGGCGGGCGCGCAGCAGCCGCAGGAGCCGCAGUCGCCGGAGCCGCAGCCCGGGGCGUCGCCGCCCGCGGCCCCGCCGGCGCCCGGCGCCAAGGACGGCCCCGCGGACACGGACGCGUUCGGCCACAGCGAGGGCAAGGAGCUGGCAGCCUCGGGCGAGAGUAAAAUAAAACAGGGUCUGUUACCUAGCUUGGAAGAUUUGCUGUUCUACACAAUUGCAGAAGGACAAGAGAAAAUACCUGUUCAUAAAUUUAUCACAGCACUCAAAUCUACAGGAUUGCGAACAUCUGAUCCCAUUGAGUGUAUGGAUAUGUUAAGAUUAACUCUUCAAACAACAUCAGAUGGUGUCAUGCUAGACAAAGAUCUUUUUAAAAAAUGUGUUCAGAGCAACAUUGUUUUGUUGACGCAAGCCUUUCGAAGAAAGUUUGUCAUUCCUGACUUUAUGUCUUUUACUUCUCAUAUCGAUGAGUUGUAUGAAAGCGCUAAAAAGCAGUCUGGAGGAAAGGUUGCAGACUAUAUUCCUCAACUAGCCAAGUUCAGUCCUGAUUUGUGGGGUGUAUCGGUUUGUACAGUUGAUGGACAGAGGCAUUCUAUUGGGGAUACCAAAGUUCCAUUUUGUCUUCAGUCCUGUGUAAAACCUUUGAAAUAUGCCAUUGCGGUUAAUGACCUUGGAACAGAAUAUGUGCAUCGCUAUGUUGGGAAAGAGCCAAGUGGAUUAAGAUUCAACAAACUGUUUUUAAAUGAAGAUGAUAAGCCACAUAAUCCUAUGGUAAAUGCUGGAGCAAUUGUUGUGACUUCAUUAAUAAAGCAAGGAGUGAAUAAUGCUGAAAAAUUUGACUAUGUGAUGCAGUUUUUGAAUAAGAUGGCUGGUAAUGAAUAUGUUGGAUUCAGUAAUGCAACGUUUCAGUCUGAAAGAGAAAGUGGAGAUCGAAAUUUUGCAAUAGGAUAUUACUUAAAAGAAAAAAAGUGUUUUCCAGAAGGCACAGACAUGGUUGGUAUAUUAGACUUCUAUUUCCAGUUAUGCUCCAUUGAAGUAACGUGUGAAUCAGCUAGUGUGAUGGCUGCAACACUGGCUAAUGGCGGUUUCUGCCCAAUUACUGGUGAAAGAGUACUGAGCCCAGAAGCGGUGCGAAACACUCUGAGUCUGAUGCAUUCCUGUGGCAUGUAUGACUUCUCAGGGCAGUUUGCUUUCCAUGUUGGUCUUCCUGCAAAAUCCGGAGUUGCUGGGGGCAUUCUUUUAGUUGUCCCAAAUGUCAUGGGCAUGAUGUGCUGGUCACCCCCUCUGGACAAGAUGGGCAACAGUGUGAAGGGAAUUCACUUCUGUCACGAUCUUGUUUCUCUGUGUAAUUUCCAUAACUAUGAUAAUUUGAGACACUUUGCAAAAAAACUUGAUCCUCGAAGAGAAGGUGGCGAUCAAAGGGUGAAGUCGGUGAUAAACCUCUUGUUUGCGGCCUACACGGGAGACGUGUCUGCACUUCGGAGAUUCGCCCUGUCGGCCAUGGACAUGGAGCAGCGGGACUAUGACUCCAGAACGGCCCUCCACGUGGCUGCCGCCGAGGGUCACGUUGAAGUCGUGAAAUUUUUGCUGGAAGCCUGCAAAGUCAACCCUUUCCCCAAGGACAGGUGGAACAACACGCCCAUGGACGAGGCGCUGCACUUCGGCCACCACGACGUGUUCAAGAUCCUGCAGGAGUACCAGGGCCAGUACACGCCGCAGGGCGACGCCGACGACGGGAAGGAGAGCCAGACGGUGCACAAGAACCUCGACGGCCUCUUGUAAGCCCGGUGCCCACGAAGUCACGUACCUGUGUCACGUGGACUUGAUCAGGGCGCGUGUGUCUUUCUGCCUCUAGGUGUGUCUCCUACAGCGUGGGUCAGCGCCGUGCUACCGGCAGCCUCCUCGCUGUCCGCCCAGGACAAACCUGAUCUCUUGGGGACAAAAUAGAAAUAAAACCACCUCCCUCCACAAUGUGAGCACUGUUGACCUGGUGCACUGUAGAACCCGAUGUAGAAGUAGUGCCAGUGCUGGCUUCGCGUGAGGUCCCCAUGAUUCUUGUGUUUUGUGGACUUUCAGUUUGACGCAUCAAUAGAAAUUAAGCUGUUAUAUAUACAGCCUGUCCACAGGGGCGAGGCUGCCUUUAGAAGCAAAAUAGUGUGAUUUCCAGGACUCCACAUAUAGACUUAGCCUGAGCGUUUGAACAACUGCCUGCACUUAUGGUUGUGUGUUGAAGAUUUCUCCCAUCCCCCUCGCUUCAUGAUGUGACUAAAAAUUAUAGUUAACAGCUGUGAGUAGGAUAGACCAACUCUGAUCAGACUAUCAGGGCAUCUGUUCAAGAUAUGUUUGGUGACCAAAAAAGUGUGUCAAUGGAGUUCUACUUUUGGAAAUUUUUCCUUUUUCUACGUCCCCUCUGCCCAGCCUCUGCCCUUUAGCUGGGCAAGGGGGUGUGGCAGGCCCGUCCUCAUGUUUCCACACACGUCAGAUCUGGCAUGUGAGCUGUAAGGAGCUGCCUGUCUAUAGAUGAGCCAGACAAACGGAGUUCGCAUUGGCCACACUGACCCGCCCAGAGGGGUGUGCUCCUGCGGCUCUCAGACCACAUUUCUCAGCUUCCAGGGUAACUUGAGAAGUGCUCCGAGUCCGAGGGGAACCGCUGCAGAAGCUGCACCGAGAGGUCUGUUCCCUGUGGGGUCCACCAGGUCACGCGGUUCCUUGAUUCUCUAGCGGACCCUUGGGUGCACUGCGGCGUUUAACAAGGCCAGAUCAUUUUAAAUUGAGCCCCAGCAUUUUUCGGGGAAGGAAUUGCACAUAUACUUUGAAGGGGUAUGUUAGUGAGAAUAUCUGAUAUUAAGUGCACACGCACACAUACACACACACGCACACAUGCACACGCACACACAUGCACACAUGCACACGCACACACAUACACGCACACGCACACAUGCGCCUCGACUUCUUCGAAGCUGUUUAGUGAAAUGAGCAGAACUCUCAACCCCAGGAAAGCUAGUGGCUACAUUAAUACGGCAAAUCCCUUCCCCUUUUCUAUGGGCAACACGCUGCUUCCGAGGUUUAUGGUGCCUGACGGCCCGUUGACCCCGCUAGGGGCCUGCACGUGUUUCGAUUUUUGCUUCCGUCUAAGUUAGUGGCUCGGCCCCGCCUGCUCCGACAGCGCGUCCUUGAGGACGUGUGGCCGUGGCCGUGCCGUGGAGGACUGAGCCGCCAGCACGAGGCCGGCCCGUGUGUCUGUGGGAACGAGGCGGCGGGCCUCCAGUGGAGCCCGUGGAGCCAGGCGGCCGGGGAGCAGCGUUGCCCCGGCAGACCCGCCACCCGACACCAGCGGGGUCCCCACUUCAGGAGCAGCGCUGUGAGCUGAGGGAGCCCUCAGAGGCUCCUGUGGCGGACGGUUACUGAUGAAAAGAGGUUCUCGCUAUUAUUUCCGAACGAAGUCUUCACCUUUUCUCCGAUUAAGACUAUUUUGUAAAAUCUUGUGGUUUAGCUCAGUGUGCCCUUAUCUACCCACGAGGCUAUGUGCGCUGCACACUGGCUCCUGCUGUGGCCGCUGGCUGUAGGCUGACAGCCUGAGGAUCUUCGGUUUAAAUGCUUUGGGCUGUGCCGCUAAUGGAUGCCACCUGUAUACUCCAAAGAUCUUUGUGUUUGGCGUUAGGCUCCUCUGCCCAGGAGAGCGCUCUGGUGACGUUUACUCAAGCUUUGUACUCACUGCUGUUUGCUCUCUGGGCUCUGUGCUCACAUCACGGGUGCAAUGUGCUGCCCCCCACGCUCCUGAACUGGGGAGCUGGGCGAGCAGUCGGCCAUGGGGUGCUGCUGUCUGUCUGGCCGGGCCUGGGUGACGGCCUGUUGGGUUUAGACUCUUCCUGGGAUUGUUCAGCUAUGAAUGUAUUUGCCGCCAGAACCUCCCACAGUGAACUAAUCGUAACUGUUCAGUUGUAAGUAUUCUGAAGUCGGGAAAUAUUUAUUUUAAGUGAAAUCGGGUAGUGUUGCUUUCCACAGCGUAAUAAACACAUGCAUAAAAAAACCUAUGGCAAUGAAAUUUUAAAAAAAACAGCCACGGGGUCUCUGCCAGCCCUGGGGUGGGCAUGCCCUGGGCAAGGCCGCACUUGGCUGGGUCGGAUCCAUUCCUGAUGCCUGUGGAGAGCCAGGCGCCGGGCAAGGUGUCAGGGGUGGGCACCGUGGUGGUGAAGGUGAGAGCCCUGUGUGGACUUGAUCUCUGAAAGCGAGAGGGUGGGGGGCCGGGGCAGUCUUCCUGGUCUCACCUGCUGACCUGACAGUGAAGUGAGUAAAUCUGCAGUCGCAGACCAGAUGGUACGCAAGUAGCUCAGGAAUGUGUGAGGCGGCACUUAAACCAAGGCAGGCGGGGGGCUGUUACAGUUAGGUGGACAGGACGGGGUUCAGCAGGAGACUUGGGAAGGCACGUGUGUGUUCAGAUGGGAAGGUCAGAGAAUUUAGUCAGCUAUUAAAAGGGGCAAAGACUGGGUGUUUCGAUUCUGUUCCGGAGUCUGAGCCCCGGCCUCCGUGUGCCCCUGCUGCCCCCACCCCCACCCCCUGGGUCAGUGAGGGCCGCUAGGAAGUGAAUCCAACAAGCGGUCAUGAAGCAAGAGCCGCUCAAGGCGCUUCCCUCUGGGACAAGAAAUGGGAGAGGCUGAGCAGACACCACACCGGGCGCAGAGGGCGCAGCGGCGUUGACCCAGAGCUUAGCUAGUGACAGCAGGUGUGUGGCGGCAGGUGUGUGGCGCUCUCUGUGCAGGUGCCUCCGAGCACCUUUAUACGCUUUGUGCACCCAUUUAUCCCUAAUAAACGUGUUUAAGCUGCU